GCUUGGUUCUGCACUACCAACUCCACUUUCGUAGUCAAAAUGUACGCUUACAUAUUUGCCUUCUUGCUCUUAGCAACUGCGUCCGCGUCGCCGCAUGCGCUUCCGCGCGCAGAGUCUGGAUGCGGGAGAACGCAGAUUCUGCCAGGUAUAACGCAGUACCGAUUCAGUCUCAAGAGUAGCGGUAAAGAUCGAAGCUACUCAUACCACCUCCCAUCAAACUACGAUAAAAACAGGCGAUACCCCGUCGUACUUGGAUUCCAUGGGUCGAGCAGCACAGGGUUAUUCUUCGAACUCGACACGAAGAUGUCUGAGACCAGAUUCAGUGGUGAUAAGAUAAUGGUGUAUCCGAAUGGAGUUGGGGGUAGUUGGGCAGGACCGACUUACCACACGGACUCCACGGUCGACGAAGACGUGCAGUAUGUCUCUGAUGUCGUAGAGGACUUGCGGGCGAGGCUUUGUGUAGACGAGAAACGUAUCUAUGCAGCAGGUAUGUCCAACGGUGGGGGAUUCGUUGGUACGUUGGCUUGUAGCAAGGUAGGAAGUCAAUUAUUCGCUGGCUUUGCCGCGUCUUCCGGAGCAUUCUAUACGGAUCUAAAUGACUCGACAAGUCAAUGCAAGUCGGAGGCCACUGUUCCGAUACUUGAAAUUCAUGGUUUCGGAGAUCGUACAGUGCAUUACGAAGGAGGUCAGGGAGACGGUGGGCCGCUCCCAUCUAUUCCAUCUUGGCUAGACACAUGGGCACAGAGAUACACUUGCCAAAAUAAGACGGAAGAAGUGACUCACGAGGGCGAUGUCCAUCACUACUCAUGGACUUGUAAUGGCAAAGCCGGUCUGCUUCAGCAUUACAAAGUCGAACGCUUAGGUCAUUGCUGGGCUGAUACGGAGAUCAAUUUAUCACAGAUUUCUGUCCCACAAGGACCGGCUUCAAUUAAGGCAACCGCUAUCAUCAUGGAGUUCUUUGACAAUAUCGAAAGAUGA
This is a messenger RNA of Aaosphaeria arxii CBS 175.79, 978 nucleotides long. RefSeq names its product carbohydrate esterase family 1 protein. NCBI's taxonomy places the organism in Eukaryota, Fungi, Ascomycota, Dothideomycetes, Pleosporales. Gene Ontology annotation, molecular function: serine-type peptidase activity; feruloyl esterase activity. Bases 40 to 978 code for a protein of 312 amino acids. Gene Ontology annotation, biological process: proteolysis. The record is from RefSeq and is a predicted model, not a curated record. The transcript has 5 exons.